Messenger RNA from Melampsora larici-populina 98AG31, 728 nucleotides. RefSeq lists its product as uncharacterized. The annotation marks the transcript as partial. Lineage: Eukaryota; Fungi; Basidiomycota; Pucciniomycetes; Pucciniales; Melampsoraceae. The transcript has 2 exons. The record is from RefSeq and is a predicted model, not a curated record. Gene Ontology annotation, biological process: protein targeting to vacuole; Golgi to vacuole transport. Gene Ontology annotation, cellular component: membrane coat; endosome membrane; AP-3 adaptor complex.
CAACAAGUCAAGUCAAGUCAUUCAGAAAUCAGGAUAAUCAUCACAAUAACAAUAUCUAGCAUACAAUGAAACUCAAUCAACCAGAUUAAACAUUCAUCAAACAAAAUCAAAUCAAACCAAACCAACCAAACCCUUAUCCCCAAACUAGAAAGUCAAGAAAAAGAAUGUUUGAACAAACUCUAAGUGGUCUAAUCAAAGCCUUACGAUCAAAAAAAGAUCAAGAAACUCAAAUCAUAAACCAAUCAUUAAAAGAAAUCCAUCAAGAAAUCAAAUCGAUUGAUUUACCAUUAAAAUCAAAUGCAAUCUUAAAAUUAUCUUACUUAGAUAUGUUAGGUUAUCAUCAAUUAUUUAAUUAUUCUUUUAAUGUGAUCGAAUGUAUGUCUUCUAAUCUGUUUGAGUAUAAACAAAUCGGUUAUAUGGCCGCGGCUCAAUCUUUUGGUCCUCAUACUGAAGUUUCAAUGUUAACGACUAAUUUAGUUAAAAAGGAUCUCGUUUCUCAUUCUUCUUCAAACCAAAGCAAAUCAUUCUUCAAUCAACUCUCUUCCUCAUCAUCAUCAUCCACCCAAAUCUCAAGCACGCCACCGAUCCUUUCCAUCACUUUAGCCGCCUUACCCCAUUUACUAACCCCCCAAAACUACAUAGACUUAGCCCCAGACCUGAUCAUUCUUCUAAACCACUCUAAACCGAGUAUCAGAACCCGAGCGAUCAUCCUCAUCAACACCUUGGCC